This is a messenger RNA of Talpa occidentalis (Iberian mole), 5192 nucleotides long. RefSeq names its product zinc finger protein 154-like. Bases 8 to 1537 code for a protein of 509 amino acids. The record is from RefSeq and is a predicted model, not a curated record. NCBI's taxonomy places the organism in Eukaryota, Metazoa, Chordata, Mammalia, Eulipotyphla, Talpidae. The transcript is spliced from 3 exons. Gene Ontology annotation, biological process: regulation of DNA-templated transcription.
CGGCCCGAUGGCGGCGGCCGCGCCGAGGACCCCGGCUGAGGGCAGGGUGACCUUUGAAGAUGUGACCGUGUACUUCUCCUGGGAGGAGUGGGAGCUCCUUGAUGAGGCCCAGAGAUGCCUCUACCACGAUGUGAUGCUGGAGAACUUGCGACUUAUAAGCUCCUUGGGUUGUUCACAUGAAGCAGAAGAUGAGCAGACCAUUUCUGUGCCCCAACUGUCCCAGGUCAGGACCCCAAAGGCACGUGUAUCUUCACAGAAGACUCUGUGCUCUGAGAUGCGUGGCCCAGAGCUAAAGGACAUUUUGCACUGGAGUGACUGUAAGGGGACACAUUGUGGGCAGAAACCGUACAGGAUUGGGGCGUGUGAAAAGCAGCUGUGUUUUAGUGCGGAACCUCACCCGAAGCAUCACAUUGGAGGGAAAUACUUUCAAAAUAAUGUGGACAGUGCCCCAUUUGUGAGCAACUGCAAAAUCAUCGUGCCAGGGAAGCCUUUAUCCUGUGGGGGGCGCGUGAGGGAUUUCCUGGCCAGCUCCAGAUUUCAUCAGCAACAGGCCCCACACACCAGGGAGAAGUCGAACAGAACUCAGUGUGGACCGGCUAUUUCUGGGGGGAAAUCUCAAUACAACUCUGGAAAAUACUCAAAAGACUUCAAUUACAAACACACACUUGUUCAUCACCAGGGAGCCCUCACCAAGGAAAAAUGCUACGUGUGCAGUGAGUGUGGGAAAUCCUUUAGCAAGAGCUACAGCCUCAGUGACCACUGGAGAGUUCACACUGGAGAAAAGCCUUAUGAGUGUGGGGAGUGUGGGAAGUCCUUUAGGCAAAGCUCAAGCCUCAUUCAGCAUCGGAGAGUCCACACUGGAGCAAGGCCUCAUGGAUGCGACCAGUGCGGAAAAUUGUUUAGCAACAAGUCCAACCUCAUUAAACAUCGGAGAAUUCACACUGGAGAAAGACCGUAUGAGUGUAGCGAGUGUGGGAAGUCCUUUAGCGAAAGCUCUGCGCUGCUUCAGCAUCGGAGUGUUCACACUGGAGAAAGGCCCUAUGAAUGCAGCGAAUGUGGGAAAUUCUUUACCUACCACUCCAGCCUCAUAAAACACCAGAGAGUUCACUCGGGAUCGAGGCCCUAUGAGUGCAGUGAAUGUGGGAAAUCCUUUACUCAGAACUCCAGCCUCAUUGAGCACCGUAGAGUUCAUAGUGGAGAAAGGCCUUAUAAAUGCAGUGAAUGUGGAAAAUCUUUCAGUCAAAGCUCUGCACUUCUUCAGCAUCGGCGAGUUCACACCGGGGAAAGGCCUUAUGAGUGCAGCGAAUGUGGGAAAUUCUUUACUUACAGCUCCAGCCUCUUAAAACACCAGAGAGUACACACUGGGUCAAGGCCCUACGAGUGCAGUGAGUGUGGGAAGUCCUUUACUCAGAACUCCAGCCUCAUCAAACACAGGAGGAUUCACACUGGAGAAAGGCCCUACGAGUGCAGUGAAUGUAGGAAAUCUUUUAGCCACAGCUCUAGUCUCAUUAAACACCGAAGAGUUCACACUGGAUAAAGGUAUUGGCGAGUGCAGUGAAUUGAGGAAGUUGUUUACCUGCAGCUCAAACUUCAGUAACCACUAUAGAGUUUACACUGGAGAAAGACUUUGUGAGUCUUUGAAUGUGGGACAUGAUUUAUCUACAACUCCAGAUUCCUAAAACACCGUAAUGUUCACAUUAAUGAUGGCCUUCUGAGUGCAACAAAUGUGGGAAUCAUCUAACCAAAGUCCAGCUCUAUUACACUCCAGAGAUUUCACGGAGGAAGGCCUCGUAAGGUCAUUGAAUGUGAGAAAGCCUUAGCCAAAGUACUUACCUCAUUGGAUGCCACAAAUGUCAGAUGGGAGAAACCUUACAGGUGCACGUAUAUGGUUUUUCUUUGCUAAGUAACCACACUAGAGCUCCCAUGUGAAGGUGCCAUUUGCUUGUGUUGAAUCUCAGACAUCUGAACAUCUACAUGAAUUCCAGGUACGUGGGAGCUGCAGUGCACUUUUUUUUUCUUUUAAAGAUUUAUUUAUUUAUACAAGCACUGGGGUACAGGCCAGAGAUGCGGGAGGGUGAGAGGAUUCACCGGAGACAGAACAGGCAGAUGGACCGAAAUACGCUGCUGAGGGGAGCAGCGGGGAGACAGGAGAGGUCUGCCACGCCAUGUGGGUAGCUCCCUGGCUGGCAGUGAUCGAACCCGCACUGCAGAGGCUGCCAACAGCUGCACAGCGCUGCGCUCAACCAGCUGUGCCACCAGGGAGCCCCCUGCAGUGUACUUUUCUAUUCUACCCAGGACUGUAGCCACAUUUACAUCACUGACAGUUCUGUGACCGAAGCCAUUUCACCUCUGCAGUCCAGCAGGUACCCUCAGCCCUGUCAUCCCAGCGUGCCCGGAAGCUCACCCAGCGCGGUCCUGUUGCAGGAUGAUCCGGGAGGAGCCUGAGCACACCCUCCCCGUUCUUCCCCUUUCUGGGGAGUUACCCGUUUCGUCGUGGAGGACGCUGUUGGUGUGUGGGGAAAAAAAGGACGACGUCUUUCAGGAUAUCAUCAGCCUCAUGAGAUUGUAGCGAUGGAAUUUUCCAGCCUCGACGGCAUCUACCACGUAACAGUCUGCCUCCCAUUACUCUUGUGUGUACGAUAACGUGUGUCUUACUUCGGCCAGCAGUAAUCCUGGGGGGUUCUCGCUGUAUCGGGUGGUUUGAGAUUAACUGAGUUUGUUACCUGAACGGGGUAAAUGGGAAUUUUCAUAGUUCAGACUGAGGAGACAGUGGUGAUAACCUUCGCGCUUCGGAGAGAAACUGGAACUCAUUCUCUUCCUCACGGGAGACAUGAGCUCACGCUCAGUGUUAGUAAAGGCAAGUCUGUUCUCCAGGUCCUACAGCGGAGCCAGGGGCCUGUUGUCAUGAAUUCCGAAGCAUCACCAGUGUGAUGGGUAGGAAGGAGUAAUAACUGUUACAGGUGAGCAGAGUGGAGGCGGCCGCAGCAGCUUGUUUGGAACGUGCCUCUUUUAUCGGGCGCCUGUGACGUUGAUACACUAUUCACCAUGAAGGAUGCACAGGUACAGGGACACUCAGGACCUCCAGGAGUCUGUAUCUUACAUAACUGAGGGUGUUGAAAGAGAAAAUAAAGGCUUUGUGGAUUCGUCUGCUGUCUCUGGGAUGUUUACUCUGGCAGGGAAACAAAACAGCCGGAAGCGGCCCCAUGCAGUGAUGGCCUUUGUGGCCCGCAGUUCUCCUGUUGAGUGAAACAGCCUUUAUCGCUCCCCACUUGUUGCAGCUACGGAGGCGGCACCCCUCUCGUCAGGAACAGAUGGCGGAAUCAAUGGUUUCCCAGCUUGAUUUUCUAAAGAGUGGGAAAUUCAGAGUUUUAACUUCAAUCCUAUUUUUCAAGUUAUAAUGACAUGCAGUACACUCUUCCUGCUUCAGUGUACAAUUUGAUAAAUGUGACGUUCAUAAAAACCCGUGAUUCCACCAAACUAUCAUGAUAAUAAACUUUCGCGUUACCCUUACAUGUAUCUGUGUCCUUUCAUGAUUCCUGUGCUGCAGGCCAUUGAUUUAGUUUGCUUUAUUAUUGGUUUGUAUUUUCUGGAACACUCUGAUUGAAGUCAUAGUCUGUUUCUUGGGUACCCUCAUGUGAUGUGUAUUUUGAAAUUCAUCAGUCGUGCUUACAUGAGUAGAAUAUUCUUAUUGAAUCCCGGAGAAGUACGUUCUUGGGAUAUACCACUAUUUAUUACAUCAUCCCUAUUUUAAUUGGUUCCAGUUCUGGCUAUUGCAAAUGAAACCUUCAGAAGCUGGAUAGUCUUCCGAUGGGGAGGUUUCAUUUCUCUCAUGUUGCUUGCUUGUAAGUGCACCACCUGAGGCCAUGUAGGUGACAGUGUGAGUUUUUAUGGAGCCAGGUCUGUUAGACGUGAUUAUUUCCUUUCGUUUUCCCUCAGCGUGUGAGUCCCUUUCGCUCAUAUCCUACAUAAUAGUGAGUGGUUAGUCCUUUUCCAUUUUGAUCUUUGUAGAAAUGUGGCUCUCACUCAAAAAGUAUCUGCCUUUGGCUUUCAGCACAUUUCCCUGAGGUUUCCUGGUGGUUAGCGUAGCUAGUGUACAAGAGACGGGGGAAGGUGUGCCGCUUAAGUGUAUACGAAGUGCCUGUGUUGAGAUCCUCAUCCACAGAGGUGAUGGUAUUGGGAGAUGGGGCUUUUGGAGGUGCUUAAGUUAUGACAGUGGAGCCCCCAUAAAUGAAAUGGAGGCCCUCAAAACCCCUCACUCCUGUCAUGUGAGGACACACAAGAAGUCAGCAACUGAGCCUGUGGAGGGGGCUGACGUCUGUACUGUCCCUUUAGCCUCCAGUGCCACGAGAAAUAGGCCUCUGUUGAUAAGCCAGUCUGUGGUCUUGUACAGUACCCCAAAAGGCCUAAGACACAUCCUGGUUUUUUUGGGUUUUGGUUUUUGGUUUUUUUGCGGUACCCUCGCCAGUGGCCAGGGAACGAACCGGUGCUGCAGAGGCUGCGGGCAGCCUCACAGCCCAGCGCUCAACCGCUGAGCCACCAGGGGAGGCCCCACAUCCUGUUUCUUAUUAGGGCUAUUUUCAAAAUUCAUGUACAAAAGUGGCAAAGACAUAAAACCCAAUGAGUGCCUCCCCAGGCUUCACGGUUCUUACUUCAUGCCCGUUGUUAUCUGUCCUCUUACCAGUCUCGGCAUCACAUUUUAUUUUACUUUAAGGAAGUACCAUUUUUCUUCAUUCCUGUUAAUAUUUUGACAGGAGGGCCUCCCUGGUCGCGCAAGGGGUUGUCUCAGCACUGUGAAGCUAUCCCCAGCUGUUGCAGCAAGAGUUCUGUCCCUGACCAGGGAGCUGCCCCACACGGCACAGCUGACCUCUCCUUUUUUUCUUUUAGAUUUAUUUUAUUUAUUUAUGCAUACAAAAGCUGGGGAGCAGCCCAGAAGUUCGGGGGUGGAGGGUGAGAGGCCUAUCCAGAGACAGAGUGGGGACCAGAACAGGUGGAUGUACUGAAAUCCACUGCUGAGGGGAGCAGGGUGAGAAAGGAGAGGUCUGCUGUGCCCUGUGGGUCAGCUCCCUGGCCGGCCGGGGAUCAAACUUAGGCUGCAGUGGCUGCCAAUAACCUGAUAGCACUGUUUUGAACGCCUGGGCCACCAGGGGGGCCCCCAUAAUUCUUACACAGGAGAUACCUCAAAGAAACGGGGU